Rhizophagus irregularis DAOM 181602=DAOM 197198 is the source of this 525-nucleotide messenger RNA. The record is from RefSeq and is a predicted model, not a curated record. Lineage: Eukaryota; Fungi; Glomeromycota; Glomeromycetes; Glomerales; Glomeraceae.
AUGGACGUAGAUGAAGAACAGAAUAAUGAUUAUGAUAAUGGGGAAAUAGAAUCAACUCAGCCCAAGAAAACCGGUUCUGCUUCCUCUAGCAAUAAGGGUAAAAAACGGGCUAAUGAAGAGUUAAAUUUCGCACUUCAUAUUUGUCGUGGUAUUGCGUAUUUGAAUGCAUUAGGUAUUAAUAAUGUACGUGUUACAUUUUUAUCUAAACGAGAAUUUUUUCAUUUAUUUUCUUUACCAUGUUUUGAAUGCGAAAAUAUAAUGGUAACAGAAAGCAAUUUAGCAAAACUUGCCAACUUCGGAACUUCGCGUGAAAAACAUGAUGCAACCACGACAAUCGGAUCUCAACCUGAACGCGUUCGUUGGCUCGCUCCUGAAAAAUUAAAAGAUAAUGGACGCCGCUAUGAUCACAAUAAAAAUCCAUACGAAAAUUUUGAAAUUGAUAAAAUUUCAGAUCAUGUGAUUGCCGGCGGUAGAGAGAUUUUUCCAACACAUGGUACUAUCGAGGUUAUGAAAAGAUCGUUAUAG